Messenger RNA from Aethalodelphis obliquidens (Pacific white-sided dolphin), 1752 nucleotides. RefSeq names its product thioredoxin related transmembrane protein 2 (gene TMX2). The record is from RefSeq and is a predicted model, not a curated record. Lineage: Eukaryota; Metazoa; Chordata; Mammalia; Artiodactyla; Delphinidae. Gene Ontology annotation, biological process: brain development. Bases 127 to 1017 code for a protein of 296 amino acids. Gene Ontology annotation, molecular function: disulfide oxidoreductase activity. The transcript is spliced from 8 exons. Gene Ontology annotation, cellular component: membrane-bounded organelle.
GAUAUCUAAUUCCGGGUCCAGAGGUGGUGCAUCCGACACUGGGCCCAAUGGAAGCCUCAAUGGUGGGAGAGGCGGGACCAGACCUACGGACGCCGAAGAGCGGUCGGCGCCUCAAGGGCCGGAAAGAUGGCCGUCCUAGCACCUUUAAUUGCUCUAGUGUAUUCAGUGCCGCGACUUUCACGAUGGCUGGCCCGACCUUACUACCUUCUGUCAGCCCUGCUCUCUGCUGCCUUUGUACUCGUGAGGAAGCUGCCUCCUGUCUGCCACAGUCUCCCUACGCAACGCGAAGACGGUAACCCGUGUGACUUUGACUGGAGAGAAGUAGAGAUCCUGAUGUUCCUCAGUGCCAUUGUAAUGAUGAAGAACCGCAGAUCCAUCACUGUGGAGCAACAUAUCGGCAACAUCUUCAUGUUUAGUAAAGUGGCCAAUGCGAUUCUUUUCUUCCGCCUGGAUAUUCGCGUGGGCCUGCUUUAUCUCACGCUCUGCAUAGUGUUCCUGAUGACAUGCAAACCCCCAUUGUAUAUGGGCCCUGAGUACAUCAAGUACUUCAAUGAUAAAACCAUUGAUGAAGAGCUGGAGCAGGACAAGAGGGUCACUUGGAUCGUGGAGUUCUUUGCCAAUUGGUCUAAUGACUGCCAGUCAUUUGCUCCUAUCUACGCUGAUCUGUCCCUCAAGUACAACUGUACAGGGCUAAGUUUUGGGAAGGUGGACGUUGGACGCUACACUGAUGUUAGUACACGGUACCAAGUGAGCAUGUCACCCCUCACCAAGCAGCUCCCUACCCUGAUCCUAUUCCAAGGUGGAAAGGAGGUCAUGCGGCGGCCACAGAUUGACAAAAAAGGACGAGCUGUCUCUUGGACUUUCUCUGAGGAGAAUGUGAUCCGAGAAUUCAACUUGAAUGAGCUAUAUCAACGGGCCAAGAAGCUGUCAAAGGCUGGAGAUAAUAUCCCCGAGGAGCACCCUGUGGCCCCAGUGCCCACUGCAGUGCCAGAUGAGGAGAGCAAGAAGGACAAAUAGGAUCCCUGCCUCCAGUACUUCAUCUCCUGUCAAUCCCAGGCACCUCUGAGGCCCUGCCCUUUCUGUAGCCACAAGCGUUGCCUGACGACUUGGCCUUUUUUUUUUCUUUCCCUGUUUGGCUCUGCCCAGGAGGGGCAGGAUAUUGCUUCUGAUUUUUAAGAGGCAUCCAGGGAAAUGACAGGUAUCCUCCAGGAAGGCCUCUACUGCUGUGGUCUGCUAUUUGACUGGAAGGAGGGAAAGAUCUUAUAUGGUGGAGGGGGAAAUGCUUUCCUUCCAAGCUUGGGCCAGUGUGUCAACUGCUGUGUGCUGCCCACACGUCUCCAUCACACGCUGGUUUCAUUAUUCCUCAUAGUGGAUAUACACAGCCUGCUUAGAUUAGAUUAAACCCUAACAUAACAGGCCAAGAUGCAGAGUUAGUGCUAAGAUUUUUCCCUCAAGACUCUUGCUUCUUUAAGCCCUUUUGGCUUGGUCUGUGGCCUAUAUUUAAAAAGUAUAAGCCUGUCACUGGUCCCAAGGAGAAACCUUUAACCACGGAGUUUUCUCAUUGAAGAUAGUAUUGAAUUAUCUCCCUAUUUUAUGGAGAUUGGGAGGAAGGGGAAUAGAAGUUUGAGACUUCCUUUGUGUGGUGGGCCCUGGAGGAGAAAGCCCCUGGGCAGGGUCUCACUCACCCUCCUACGUCCUCCCCACACCCAGUUGAUGGUUUUCCAUAAUAAAGAGGCUGGGAUUUACUUUUGA